Molecule: messenger RNA, 894 nt
Organism: Glarea lozoyensis ATCC 20868
Lineage: Eukaryota; Fungi; Ascomycota; Leotiomycetes; Helotiales; Helotiaceae
Product: RING/U-box
Exons: 1
Coding region: 1-894 (297 amino acids)
Biological process (GO): protein monoubiquitination; protein polyubiquitination
Molecular function (GO): ubiquitin protein ligase activity
Source: RefSeq, a predicted model, not a curated record
AUGGACCAAGAAGGCGAUGCGACUGCUCAACUUGCUUUAAAAGUCAUCCUGGACGAGAUCUCACCUCGACAAAAUGGCCAGCUGGAAGAUGAUAAUUGCUGUGUCAUCUGUCUGGAUCGGAUUUCUGAGCUGGCGAUAGCACACCCAUGCAAGCACGAAAGUUUUGAUUAUCUAUGUUUGAUCAGUUGGUUUGAACAGCGGCCAACUUGUCCUCUCUGCAAAGCAGAAAUCAAAACUGUGAGGUACGACUUGAAGUCAAAUGGCACUUUCAAAACGUAUUGUGUACCGUCAACGAAGAGAUCCGAGAAAGCAGCGACUUCCCAUAACCCAACGCAUGGCCGUUUCGCCCCUCGACCACGACGACCCUAUCGUUCAAGACAGCAGCAUAGUUCGAGGGUAGUUCCUUCAGCUGAUGAAGCCAUUCUACGACGCCGAUACAUCUACAGGAACCAGCUCUUUUCACUUCAUGUGGGAUCAAACAGACUUUCCCGAUUUCGAGAGCUUACGCCCGAGCUGUUCAGCACCGACGAGGAGCUUGUCUCUCGAGCACGCAGAUGGAUCCGGCGCGAGCUGCAAGUCUUCGAGUUUCUCACGCCAGAUAGUUCAAUGUCAUCGGAUCGAAGAGGAAACAAUGCCGAGUUCCUGCUUGAAUACAUUGUUGCGAUUUUGAAGACGGUCGACACACAAGGUAGCGGCGGGCAAGCUGAGGAGAUGUUGCAAGAGUUUCUUGGACGAGCGAACACUAGAUUGUUUCUCCAUGAGAUGCGAGCAUGGUUGAGAAGUCCCUACAUGUCUUUGGAAGAUUGGGAUAGAAACGUCCAGUAUAACAGUUUGACUUCGGCAAAAGAGUCACAAACCGCAACUUCAAAUCGAAGAGCACGAGAUACUAUAUGA